Rhinichthys klamathensis goyatoka is the source of this 1913-nucleotide messenger RNA. RefSeq names its product synaptotagmin-like 1 (gene sytl1). The transcript has 15 exons. The record is from RefSeq and is a predicted model, not a curated record. Gene Ontology annotation, molecular function: small GTPase binding; neurexin family protein binding. The coding region runs from base 162 to 1787 and encodes 541 amino acids. Gene Ontology annotation, biological process: intracellular protein transport; exocytosis. Lineage: Eukaryota; Metazoa; Chordata; Actinopteri; Cypriniformes; Leuciscidae. Gene Ontology annotation, cellular component: plasma membrane; exocytic vesicle.
GGUGUGUGUGUGUGAGUGCCAGUCCUGCCAAACCAGACACAAACGAGUGUGUGUUUAGAAACUACCGACAGCUAAACUUGACAAAGAAAAACCCGCGACAAUGAAAUACCCAGAGGACAUUAGAUGAGCAGGUGUGAAGAACACUGUGAAGUGUGCCUGAAAUGGAAGGGGAAGCUAAACUAGAUCUAUGUCACCUGACUGAGGUGGAGCAAACUGUAAUCCUCAAUGUUCUGCUGAGAGAUGCUGAACUACGCAGCAAAGAGGAAGGGAGAGUACGUAAGCUUCAGCAGACGGUGUCAGACCCUGUCCAUCUGCGCUCUCUCUCGGGUGAGUGGUUUCAUGAAGAGCGCGCUAAGAGAUAUCAGAAGGGAGGAGCUGAUGUUGUGCAUGCCUCCAUACGCCGUAAGCGACGUGAAAAAGAUACACCGGCUUUGACGCAUAUAUUUGAUGAAGAAAAAGGUAAUAACUCUUCUCAAUUACAUGAGCAGCGAGAGGAAGAAAAGAGUACAGAGAGAGAAUUGCAGGAACAUAUAAGUGUAAGAGAGGAUGACAAGGGCCAGGAAGAGAAGGAAAGAGAAAAAGAUGGAGAAAGUCUCAUUCCUGAGGUAACACCUGAACCACAAUCCAGGACAAGACACAUCACCAAGAAGAGUGCAGCUGUAGGAAAUGGUCUUGAAGGAAGUUUUGGAGACCCAGCAGACAAAGAGAGGAGAGUUUUGCCAAGUGCACCACCAUAUCUGCAGAUGGACUCAGAGGGGGACAUUGACUCUGGCAGCACUGAACUAGACUACACUAGGUUUGGCUCAGUUAGCAGCUUGACCUCUCAUCAUAUGAUGAAUGGCAGUUUGAUGAGCCUGUACAGUGUGGGGGAUUUCGGGGAUGUUGUAGUAUCAGGGCGGAUCCAGUUCUCGUUGCAGUAUGACAUCACGAAGGAGGAGCUUCACGUGCACAUUAUAUGCUGCCAAGACCUUGCAUCGGCCCGCAAAAAUCGAUCGGACCCAUACGUUAAAGUUUACCUUCUCCCCGACAACACAUCCCGCAGUAAGAAAAAAACUGCAACGAAGAGAAAAACAUUAAAUCCAGUCUAUGAUGAAACCAUGAAAUACAAAGUGCGCAGACUGGACCUCCAGGCUCGUGUGUUGAGUAUGUCAGUCUGGCACUUGGAGAGAUUGAGGAGAAACCUGUUCCUGGGGGAGGUGGAGGUGAGGCUGGGUCUGUGGGACUGGAGCCAGAGCCAACCAACCUGGCACAACCUGCAGCCAAGAGUUCAGUUAAGUCCAGAUGCCAUCAUCAGCAGAGGAACCAUUCUGUUCUCAAUUAAGUUUGUACCUCCGGGUUCAGAGGGAAAUGGUCAUCCACUGACUGGUGAGCUCCAUAUAUGGUUGAGAGAGAUUGUUGGUCUACUUCCCACAAAACGUGGUGCACCCAACACAUUUGUGAAAAGUGUGGUGUUACCAGAUGAAAGCGGCAUCAGUGGCCAGCGGACUCGACUGGUGCGAGCUUCUGUCAGCCCGGUGUUCAACCACACCAUGGUUUAUGACGGGUUUCAGUCCAGUGACCUCAUUCAGGCAUGUACAGAAAUAACGGUCUGGAAUCCACAUCACUCCGACUGUCUGGGUGGAGUCCGACUCAGCACAGGCUCUGGAGUGAGUUACGGUCAGUCAGUUUGCUGGAUGGAUUCUACUGAAGAUGAGAUCAGUGUGUGGUCAAGAGUGAUGCAGAGCUCCAGCAGCUGGGUGGACACUAGUCUACCAAUCAGGACCAACUUACAGCUCUGCUCUGACUGAACUUUGUUCAACUUAUGCAUAUUCACCAUGUGACAUUGGUUGCGAAACAGUUUGAGUAAAGACUGGAAUACACUGCACUGCAAUACUACUGAUUUUUGACCUGAUUUCAGUCUGGACAAGUUGACA